Salvia hispanica is the source of this 1638-nucleotide messenger RNA. The record is from RefSeq and is a predicted model, not a curated record. NCBI's taxonomy places the organism in Eukaryota, Viridiplantae, Streptophyta, Magnoliopsida, Lamiales, Lamiaceae.
CAAGACUUAUGUCAUGACUAAGUUGUUUUGCUCUAUGCAUCAACUCACUCUCUCUGCAUUUGUUUAGAGGAACAGCAAUAGCCAAUAUGAGUAAUGGAGAUUCAAGCAUUGUCUCAACUCCUAGCAGGACAGAGCAGGGGAAGUUUAAGGCAAUGGUGGUGUGUUGGUUUCUUGGACUAGGAUGUCUCAUUUCAUGGAAUAGCAUGCUAACAAUUGGAGACUACUACUAUCAAAUUUUCCCAAGUUACCAUCCAGCCAGAGUCCUGACUCUGGUCUACCAGCCCUUCGCCCUCGGAUCAAUGGCGAUUCUCUCUUACAACGAGGCCAACAUCGACACAAGGAAGCGAAACAUGUUUGGCUACGCCCUCUUUUGCUUCAGCACACUCGGACUUCUCUUGAUUGAUGUGGCUACGUCGGGGGGAGGUGGGAUAGGGAACUAUAUUGGAGUGUGUGUCUUUGUUGCUGCCUUUGGAGUUGCAGAUGCUCAUGUUCAAGGUGGGAUGACUGGUGACCUAUCUUUCAUGUCCCCUCACUUGAUGCAGUCGUUCUUGGCCGGUUUGUCUGCUUCGGGGGCGUUGGUUGCAGGCCUGAGGCUUGUGACAAAAGCGGUUUUUGAUCAAACUGAUAAUGGUCUUAGAAAGGGAGUUAUUUUGUUUCUUGCAAUCUCAAUCUUCUGUGAGUUUCUGUGUGUGUUGCUCUACGCGUUCGUGUUCGGGAGACUUCCCAUUGUGAAGCAUUUGAGGAGGAAGGCGGCGUCUGAAGGGUCGAGGACAGUCUCAGCUGAUCUUGCAGCAGCCGGGAUCAAGACUGCAGAUGGCGAAAACUUUUUGUUGUUGCAGGUGGAUGAUGAUCGGUUGAGUAACAAGCAGUUGUUGCUUCAAAAUAUUGACUACGCAUUGGAUAUUUACCUCCUGCACGUGCUCACGCUGUCGAUCUUUCCUGGCUUCUUGUAUGAGAAUACGGGUAAAAAUCAUGGACUAGGGGAGUGGUAUGCACUCGUCCUUGUAGCAGUUUACAACGUUUGGGACCUGAUGGCACGGUACAUUCCUAUGAUCGAGUGCAUAAGGUUGGAGUCAAGAAAGGGUCUUCUAUACGCGUGCUUGUCGCGUUUCUUGCUCAUUCCUUGCUUCUAUUUCACGGCCAAGUAUGGGGAUCAAGGGUGGAUGAUUUUCUUGGUGUCGUUCUUGGGGCUGACUAACGGAUACCUAACGGUUUGUGUCCUCACGGUUGCUCCGAGAGGCUAUAAGGCACCGGAGCAGAACGCAUUGGGGAAUUUGAUGGUUGUGUUUCUUCUUGCUGGUAUAUUUUCGGGCGUUGCUCUUGACUGGUUGUGGCUCAUUGGCAACACUUCCUUUUAAACCAACUUCUUUUCAUGUGAAAUCUAUUCAUAUGGUGGUUUGUAGCACCUUCUCAUAUUUCAUGUUUCAAACUUAGUGUCAAUAUAAAAUCUCAAUUAUUUGAUGAUUUGCUUUAGGAUUUCACAUUCCUAUUAACAAGUUGCAAAGAUUAAGAAAAGUUUAGCCAGAUACAAGUUGCAAUAAUUAAUAAAUAAAAGAUUGUAAACUUGUAAUCAGGUCGUAGCUUAUUUGGAUUGCUUAUGAAAUAAAAGAUCUGAAAGCAACAUUUGAUUUUUUCUAA